Molecule: messenger RNA, 1359 nt
Organism: Pomacea canaliculata
Lineage: Eukaryota; Metazoa; Mollusca; Gastropoda; Architaenioglossa; Ampullariidae
Product: epithelial membrane protein 1-like
Exons: 4
Coding region: 182-922 (246 amino acids)
Cellular component (GO): plasma membrane
Source: RefSeq, a predicted model, not a curated record
UUGCGAGGAUCAAUCGAAAAUAUUAGGAAAAGGCAUGACAAUUUUCGGUAAAGUAGUUUUCCGAAAAAUAUCUGUUAUAAUUUAUUAUCCUGAAGACUGUGAACUUGAGAGCAAUCCAGUAGAUUGGAGUAAACAUGUCUUGACACUACCCACCCAUAGCCUGAUCCACGAGUAGAGAUCGAUGUUUGUUGUGUUACCAUGGACAACGUUCCUAGAGACAAAUAAAAGCCUUGUGGAUGAUCUGACGAGCCGAAACGGGGAUCCGAAAAGGGAGAGCCUGUGUGUCAAGUCUUUUCCCAACAAGACUGGUAAAAAAAAUAAUCCAGCAAAAACAAAAGAAUUACCAACUUGCUUUACAUCUUUUUUGCAAGGAAGUUUCAGGAAAAAACGACCAGCAGCAAGCAUGGGUUUUAAGAUGCCUCACAUUGCCGUUAUCAUCGGACUCGUCGCCUCAGGCAUCGCUCUGCUGUUUCAGAUCAUCGCUGUGGCGGCCGUUGGCUGGCUCAAAGCCAAGAAUUAUGACGUCUCUUAUGGGCUCUGGAGAUAUUGUUCUUCUGAUACAUGCGUCGACUACCCCAGUACCAUAGUCACAGACUGGCUCGACGCGACGAGGGCAUUUGCUCUACUGGGACUUUUUUUCAUCGCCGGGGCUCUCGCCGCUGGCAUUCUCAUCAUGUUCCUCGAUAAGAAAUUCCUGGGUCUCAUCGCUGGCGCAGUGGCUCUCGUUGCAGCUCUGUUCGUGUUGAUCUCGUUUGCCGUCUUCGCAGACAACAGAAAAGCUUCGUUUUCAGAGCAGACGUUCGAGCUGUCCUACUGCUUCGCUCUGUCAGUUGUCGCCUUCGUCUUGUGCAUCGCCUCUGGCGUCUGCUUCAUCCUCUCUAACUUCCUCUCAGGAGCCUCGAUUGUGUCUUCUACAGGUUAAUAGUCAUCCUCUCGAAAUUUUGGGAGGAUCGUAGGUAGUAAAGUGUUUAAGAAGAAUGCACUCAGUAAGUCAUAGUUGGAAGAACAUUAAAGAGAAACAAUAAAACGGAAAGAUAUGUUCCUACUAUCAAGAGUGGUUAAAUUAUUUGUUCUAAUCUCAUUUCGUUUUUAUCUCCUGUUUUCGUGAGUUUGUAGGGAAGAGAAGUGCUUUAAUCGAGUUUACCCACCACUGACCUACGUUUGUCUCUUUCUCUUUAUAAAUCAACAUCAGGUAAGGACGAGUUGCACGAGUAGAAUUACAUGGAUGAUAGGCUGUAUAUCAAGACUGUUCUUAUUUGCUCAACGGUGUUUAUGUAAAUGUACUAAAUUGAGUUAAAACAAGAAAAACAAAACAGGAAAUAUGCAAUCGUCUUGCUUUGUAAAAAUCCGAUUUUCUAC